This is a messenger RNA of Thrips palmi, 1241 nucleotides long. RefSeq lists its product as uncharacterized. The coding region runs from base 34 to 1074 and encodes 346 amino acids. The record is from RefSeq and is a predicted model, not a curated record. The transcript has a single exon. NCBI's taxonomy places the organism in Eukaryota, Metazoa, Arthropoda, Insecta, Thysanoptera, Thripidae. Gene Ontology annotation, biological process: regulation of gene expression. Gene Ontology annotation, cellular component: nucleus.
GAUUCCACUGAUACAUCUGUAUGAAAAUUUAAAAUGAGUGCAGGUGAAGUUGGUAGCAAGAAAAAUGCUACUGGGAUUGUUGAUCCGAUUACUUCAGUUUCAGCUGAAAUGGAUUACACGCUGCUGGCAUCAGAUAUGCAUAAGGUUCUGAACAUUCCGAAAUCUAAUAUGUUGGAAGGUGAGCCUGGAGGAUCUUCAUGUAAUAACAACUUAUCUGAUGCCAAGAAGUCAAAGUCAAGAAAUGGUACUUGUCUGGAAGAUGUACAUUCAAACAAAUGUCCAUUGUGCCCUUUAAGCUUCAAUGCGAAGGAGUUGUUAGCCAGACAUGCUUUGCGAGUCCAUCAAAAAGCUGUCGUUAGUUUACUGCAGGAUGUUAGCACUGAGCAACAUCUGAAGUGUCGCUUUUGCGUUCAUAAAGUAAUGCACAGGCACCAGAAAUUACUUCUGCUUCACCUUGAGAAGAAACAUGCUGUUGAGUUUGUAGCAUUUUUAAAGCAAUCUUGGAUCCCUUCGUCCAUCAGUCACUUGCAGGAGGGCAUGAAAAGCUUGUCUUUGUUUGGGAGUGAUGUUAACUCUAAAGCGAAUGAAAGUCCCUCUACAGCCAUGAAUGAGCCUGAAAAUGAUGCUGUGUUUCACAUCCCUUCCAACAAACCUAUCAAUUUUUUAGGCAACCAACUGUCUAAUAUAGAAAUAUCUGUUGUUAUUAAUUCAAGAAUCCCUUGUGCGCAACCUUCAAAUUAUUCAUUUGCUAAGCGUAAAUUAAUUCUUGAUGGAUCUUGUAACUCCCAACCAAGUAGAGCAUUUUUGAUGAAGGAAAAUGUACCACCUGAGGAACCUCUCCAUGCAACUUUGGCUGGUUCUGCAUGGAAACAUGCUGAAGGGAAGCAUUUUGCUUGUGGUAGGUGUAAAGAGGCCUUUUCAUGCAAUGCCUUAUUACUAGAUCAUGUCAGUGUACGGCAUCGUGGGCCUUUGCGACUUUUGCAACCCCUCUACACUUGUGGCUUAUGUUCAGCAUCAUUCUAUAAAAACAGUUUCUUAGUAAGGCACUGUUAUCAACAUCAUACCCCAAAAUAAUUUUUAUACCUCAGUCAAGAAGCUAAGUAGACUUGGAAAAUUGUAAUUGUCAAAUCAGCGUGCCUUAAUGUACAAAUCAACCAGUGGCCGCGGCAUCAUGUGUUUUUUUUCCCCCCUUUGAUUUGAAAGGGAACCAAUAGAUAAAUAAACUUUUCUUUAAGACAAAA